AUGGAUGAUAUUAAGGCCAUAUCGUUGACACGGGGCCCACAUCUUAGAUCACCCUCAAAUUUAUCACUAGUGCAAUCAGAAAGAGGCAGCACUAUAUCGGAUAUCCCAAGCUUGGAUAGACAAACAUUAACAGAAAGUACCGUUCUACAACGGUAUGAUCUAAGUGCCCUGACGAAAGAACAACUAGUUGUACUCAUGUGCUUCUCAAACGCUAUCAUGUCACAGAGCUUACCAGUAAAAUGUAUACUCAUGACUCUCAAGGCGCUAAAAACCAAUCUAAAUGCAGAAUUGGUUGAAAUUUGUUAUCCAGAUAAGGAGUCCAACGAUUGGGUGGGACAUAGUGUAGGCAAAGAUGGAGUACUACACAAAAAAAAUAUUCAAAGCCCGGAUGCUGGCGCAUUCCAUCAUGCUUUCACAUAUGGAACGUUUGUAAGAAUAGAUAAUUGUGAUGAACAUCCAUUAUAUGAUCAACUAUUCGACAAACAUACAGAUGUGGAACCAAAAAAUAUGCUUGUAUGCCCUCUUGUUGAUUCAAAAAAGUUAGUAUGGGGUGUAGCUGGAAUCGCUAAUUGCCCAUUGAUUGGUAUAGACAGAUUAAACUAUCAAAUACAAUAUUCCAUCUCAACACCCGUGUCGGAACUAGUCAGUGAAACGAAAAGACUAUCGGACCCAAACGUUCUGCCCUCACCUGAAACUUCAACAAAAUCAAUCAGCGCAUCAAACUCUUUCUCGGUGGCUAACAGUAUUUCAACAGACGACCUGCCAUCAUGCCUAGCAGUAUCGGCUUCAUUCAACGAUUCAGAAGGGGAUAGUGGACCGAUCGAUGAUGCACAACUACAAAAUAUAAACGAUGAAAGCCUAGUAUGGGAUGAAAGUAUGGUCACAUUUGCCUUACAAAUAUGUGAUAUCGGUGGGCAAUGUAUUUCGAACGCAAUCGGAUGGAGACAAUUAGAUGCGACAAGGGACAAGGCCGAUGGUCUCUUGACGCUUAUGCACUCCUUAUUCGCAGACAGAUUGGGGAUACAAUCCUGCGUUGUUGCCCUUACAACACACGCAAGGAAACUCAUACAGGCUGAAAGAUGUACUGUAUAUAUCGUAGAUCGAUCACAUGACCAACUCUGGUCAAUCUCAUCUGACGACGGUUCACAAGUCAUAGUGCCACUCAGUCACGGAUGUGCAAGCAAAUGUGUUAUUAGUGGUGAGGUCAUUGUCAUCGAAAAUGCUUUCGAGGACGAAAGAUUUGUACCCGAAGUCGAUUCACGUGCUGGAGUUGAAAUCAGAAACGUGGCAUGGGUGCCAAUCAAAAGCAGUGAUUGUAAUCGUGUUCUUGCAGUUAUAGAGGUCAUCAACAAACAAGCGGAUGAGCUACUACACUUUGGAGAGGACGACCUGAGAUUACUAGAAAUAUUCUCAGGUAUUGUAGGGCCGCAAUUGGAGAAGUCUGACUUCGCUGUCUACGUAUCUCAACCUGCCGAAACGGAGGCGGGGCUCGCAUUUAAAACAAUACCGCAGGCUAUGGCAUCUGCCUCAAGGCAGCAUAUACCAGAGCCGUGCAUCCCCGAAACCGAGGAAGAAUAA
This is a messenger RNA of Babesia sp. Xinjiang, 1578 nucleotides long. It is a transcript of the gene pde-5, whose product is annotated as putative 3'. The coding region runs from base 1 to 1578 and encodes 525 amino acids. The record is from RefSeq and is a predicted model, not a curated record. The transcript has a single exon. NCBI's taxonomy places the organism in Eukaryota, Apicomplexa, Aconoidasida, Piroplasmida, Babesiidae. Gene Ontology annotation, molecular function: protein binding.